Messenger RNA from Orussus abietinus, 1307 nucleotides. RefSeq lists its product as uncharacterized. Bases 69 to 1307 code for a protein of 412 amino acids. NCBI's taxonomy places the organism in Eukaryota, Metazoa, Arthropoda, Insecta, Hymenoptera, Orussidae. The transcript has 8 exons. The record is from RefSeq and is a predicted model, not a curated record.
CCCGAGCGGAGAGGUAGCGAAGAACCGCGACGCGUCUUCGAGGAGAGCCUUCGCGGACGCGGACGAACAUGCCGUCGGAACCGCUGCGCCUGCUGCUCCUGGGGAGCCUGGCCGCCCUCUGCGUGGGACUCUCGCCCAGUCCUCCGCAGGACGCCUCCAAGACGGGCAGCUCCAGAGGGACCCUCGACUCCUCGGGCUUGGGAGACUCGGUCGCAGUGUUCGGCGAGUCUGGCCUCGGCCCCGGAACGCCGUCCUCGAGGGAUGCGUCCCACCAACACGCCGAAGGCGGUCGACCGAAGUCAUUGAAACAGGACCUCGCACUAACUGGCCACCGAGUCCCCGUCAACGAGGUGACUGGCCCGACUUCGGGCUAUCCGCGCUCGUUCUCGUCGCGGCCAUCACCUCGCCCGACGCCUCGCCCCACGUCGCAGUCCCUGGGCCAACCGGAGAGAAGCUUGCCGACUUAUCCAGAGCCACGAUACAAACGCCAGCUCGACUUGGAACCCCAAGACGUCCUAGCGUUGCUUUCGAUGUGGGAAAACAAACGACGUAACAGAAACUGGCCCGGACAUCACUCGGACGAGUACGACGACGGCGAUGACGACGACCAGGAUCAAGAGAACUUGAUCGCGGACGACGAUGACGGGGUUGAUCCAAGAAAUGGAGGUAGUACUUGGUUGGAGGGUCCGAUUUAUCCUCGACGGCAGUUCAGCGCAGGCUUGGAUGCCGUGGCACCGUCUGAUGUUGGGGUUCCCCGAACUCAUCCUCCGAAUUACUACGAAGAGUAUGGUAACCGAUACGACCGAUUAUUCGAAAAUGGCCGACACGAGCCGCCUCCUCGUUACGAACCGACCGAUGUUUACAACCGACGCUUCAAUGGCUACUACGCUCCUCAAAAACGUUUCGGGUUCUUGCGCAAACGGUCUCAGGAGGCCGGAGGUGGCCGUGGACCCGGGAUCAAGGAACUCGGUAGAGCUUCGAACCAAAUACAUUUGAACGAGAAACUCGUAGUGUCGAAUGAUGAGCGAAGCUUGAGUCCCAGCGAGGCGCUACCGAUCAAGGGACUCGAUAGAGCUUCCAGCCAAAUACAUUUGAGCGAAAAAUCCGUAGUGUCAACUGAUGAGCGAAACUUGAAUCCUAACGUGGCGCUACCGAUCAAAAGACUCGCUAGAGCUUCGAGACAAAUGCAUUUGAACGAGAAACUCGUAGUGUCGAAUGAUGAGCGAAGCUUGAGUCCCAGCGAGACGCUACCGAUCAAGAGAUUCGAUAGAGCUUCCAGCCAAAUACAUUUGAGCAAAGACUCGUAG